GUCUGCUCUAUCCUUCUUCUCCUCUACCUCCCGAAAGCUUCCCCCAAAGCCGCUGAAGCUUCCCCCUUGAGAACCGGUAAAGAGCUUGAGUUUUCCCUUUCCUUUCUUGAUGGAGAACAAGAUUUAAACCCAGAAAUUUCCUCCCAGCCACUGGCACGUUCUGCUCUUCUUCUUCCUCGCCCCUGCAACUCGAAAAAGAAGCCAGCCGCUGGCGGCAUCUCCCCUGAGAAAACCGGUAAAGCUUGGUGAUUUUUCUCUUCCUUCUUGUUCAAGAACAAGCUUUAGGAUUUAGAACCUUCCCUCUGAAGCCAAAAAAUUCAGAUCUGUGGUUGCUUCUUCUUCCUCUGCCGCGAGUUGCUGCUGGGUGGUUUGGGAGUUCGGUUUUGCCCGUGUGUUCCUCCAAAUUUUUCCCCGUCGACUUCCUCACCAGCCAAGCCCGGUUUCUACUGCUGGAAAAUUCUGUAGGUGCUGUGUGGCUUAGAGCUCUGGGGUCGAGUUCCCAGUUUUAUGCGAGUGAGGUAAGUAACUUAUGGUAAUGCCCUGGAUUUAAGGUAAAGCUUUUAAAAGCAAAUUUCUGAUGGUUUUGAAAUGGUGGCAGGACUAAACCCAUUUUACACGAGCAUGAUUGAUUUGAAGUGAAAUUUUUAUGCUUUCAUUAAAUUGAGCAUGCCUACUUGGAAUUUAAUCGACUGUCCUGAUGAUCUGAAAGUGAUUGUGAAUUGUGAUUUUCCUGUUAACUUCUGCCUGUUUUGUCUCCGAUAUGGUCAUGUUAUUUGUGAUAUGGUCAUGUUAUUUGUGUGCCCGCUAGUGGGAGGUUUAUAAACGCUAGCACAUGUCGACAUGAUACUAAUAGAACCGGUUCGUUCGUGUUAUCUUGCUAGUGGGAUUAUACACUAGUAAAUCAUGUGCCUACUAGUGGGAGGUUUAUAACACUGACCAUAACUUAUAGAGGAGACGUCUAUUUCGUUCUCGUACUGUAUCCGUUUUUCAUGAUUAUAUUUGUUGGCAUGCUAUGAGUUUAAUUACGGGCUAUCCAUAUGUUACUUAUUGAGUUAUCUCAUCUCGUUUUUCCUUGCCCACCAUUUUAGGUAGUGUGACUUGGGACACGGAAAUCAAGGGGAGUGACGUGGUAGAAGGCUAGCCACUUGAGAUUUGACAUAGAUUCUAGAUAUAUAUACCAUGCUCUUGUAAGUUAGAUUUUAAUUGGAAAUUUUAUGGUAUCAAAACUGAUUUUGUUGAGUAAGUUCCGAGCCUUGUGCACUUGUGGAACCCAUCUCACAAGUGUAUAGUGUUUGUUGCGCCCUCGGAUUUGGGUUUUGGGGUGUGACACAUAAUAAAAAAUGUGAAAUUCA
Rubroshorea leprosula is the source of this 1352-nucleotide messenger RNA. Lineage: Eukaryota; Viridiplantae; Streptophyta; Magnoliopsida; Malvales; Dipterocarpaceae. The record is from the annotation of a GenBank genome assembly.